This is a messenger RNA of Pogoniulus pusillus (Red-fronted tinkerbird), 8771 nucleotides long. RefSeq names its product A-kinase anchoring protein 12 (gene AKAP12). The transcript is spliced from 5 exons. Gene Ontology annotation, molecular function: protein kinase A binding; calmodulin binding. Gene Ontology annotation, cellular component: cytoplasm. Bases 198 to 6230 code for a protein of 2010 amino acids. Gene Ontology annotation, biological process: regulation of protein kinase C signaling; signal transduction. The record is from RefSeq and is a predicted model, not a curated record. NCBI's taxonomy places the organism in Eukaryota, Metazoa, Chordata, Aves, Piciformes, Lybiidae.
ACCAGGGGAGGAGGUGAUUUUCCUCGCUGGCUCUCGCUCUUUCAUUCCCCCCCCCUCUUCUUCCUUCUUCUUCUCUCCUCUCGCUCCCUAAAAGAGUUUGCGGAGAACCGGGCUCUUUCAUUCCCGGCUGUGUUGCCUCCUUCCUCUGCCCUCCGCCAGCUCCAGCCCGCGGCUCCGCACGUCCGCGGGGCAGCGCCAUGGGCGCCGGCAGCUCCGCCGAGCCGCCCGCCCCUCAGGACGGAGUUGGGACCGCCGCCGAGCCCCCCGGCACCCCUCCCGAGCCACUGCAAGCAGAAGAAGCGGCACGGGCGCCCCAGGCGCCAGCAGAGCCCGCCAAGGUUUUAGAUGCAAGUUUACCAGUACCUGAUAUUAAUGAAGAUGAUUUGAAGCAUGAUGCUGCACCACAGGAGGCACUGCAGCCAGAAGCUGUUGCAGCACCUCAGGAGCUGGAUCGGCAACAGACGGAGGUGGCUUCACCUCUCCAAGAACCACCCAGAGAACAAGCAGAGACUCCUGGAACAAAUGUUGGAGAAACAGAACCUUCCAGUGCAACUGUGAAGGAAGGCACCGAAAUAAUGGAGACAAGUCCUUGUGGUUCGAGCACCGAGGAUGGUGUGGGUGCUGAGAAAGAGGAUGCUCAUACAGUGACAGAGUUGUCCUCUGUGGAAGACGAUGCAGAAGACCAUGCAUCUGAGGCCCAGUCUUAUGAUCUGGGUUUCAAGAAGGUUUUUAAAUUUGUUGGGUUCAGAUUCACAGUGAAGAAGGAAAAGACAGGAAAAUCGGAACCAGUUCAACUACUUACUGUGAAAAAGGAAGCCCGAGUCUCUGAAGGAACUGAUGAUCAAAAGGAAGUCGUCUUAGAAGAAAGAGCAGUGCCUGAGGAUGCCCCCUCUACGGGAGACACCACCAAAGGCACAUCACCAAAUGAAACAGCAGAAACUGCCUCUCCUAGAACACCAGAAGCAAAUGAGAUUUCUUCUCAGCCAGCUGCCUUAGCCACUGAUACUGCAUCACCAUUCAGAAAGUUUUUUACUCAGGGAUGGCCUGGACUUAGAAAAAAGAAGAGUUUCCGGAAGCCCAAAGAAGACGAAUUACAGGCUCCUAUAAAAGAAGAGGAGCAAGAAAAAGAGGGAGCAACACUAACAACUGGCACCGGUGACAGGCAGGAGAAACCUGACUUUGAGAAGCAAGAUGAAGAGAGGAAUGUGACAGCAGUAACUAGUGAAGCACACGAGAUGGAGCAAACUGAAGGGGAAAGGCAGGAGUCAGAAAAGACACUGACAGCUAUAGGAGUGGAAGCAAGUGAGAAGGAUGAGCUAGUCAAGCAUGACCAGCAAGGACAAAAAGAGGCUGUGGCAGCAACAGAGGAGAAGAGAUCUGAAGAUGGUGAAGAAAGGAGAGUGGUGGAAGUCUCUGGUCAUCUUGACAGAAAGGAAGAAGGAGAGAGAAAGGGUGAAGAGGCAGAAAACCCACAGGAACCAAGGUCAGUAGUACCUGACCUUGUCACAGACAGUGUGAAUGGAGAAUUGAAAAGAUGCUCAGAAGCCCUGCCAGUGGGAGAAGAUAAAUGGGAGUCAACAGAGAAGUAUGAAAUAGAUGACAAAACAGAAAUACCCUCUGGAGAGAAACUUGCAGCAGGAUUUUUAGCAACUGAAAUUUCUACUGAACAGCUAAAAAGACCUGAAGGAAAAGAAGGAAGUACAUCUGAUGUAAAGGAGGAGAAAGCUGAACUGACAGUGUCACUCCCAGCAGAAGACAUUAGUCAAGGAGAAGCUCUGGAGAGAAGCCCAGAGGAGGAAGCAAGCCAAGAACAUGGGGCAAAGCUGACUGUGGGUGCUCCUGAAUUGAAGUCCUUUUGCCCUCUUGAAGGUUCUGUUGAUACAGAGUUUGAUCAACAGUUGAUGCAACCCACUGAUGAAGGACUACAGGGCAAGACUGACACAGUUAUGACUGAUACUAGCAGACCAGAUGAAGUAAGAUCAGAAAGGACUCCUGAAGAGGCAGCUGGAGAAAGGCCUCCAGAAAGUAUCACAAAUGAAGCUGAACUGCUUUCUUCUCAAGAGAAGACUAAACUACAAGGCAGCCCUUUAAGGAAAAUUUUUACAGGUACUGGUUUAAAAAAACUGUCUGGAAAGAAGCAUAAAAGCAAAAGAGAGGAGUCCAAGUUAGAGGAACAGGGUGAACCAAUUCAGCACUUAGCAGAUUCACCAGAUAGCCUCGAGGAACAAAAGGGAGAAAGUUCUGCUUCUUCUCCUGAGGAGAUGAAUGAAAUCCCUGCUUUGGAAAAAGCUGCAGAUGGAAUGCAGGUCUCUGAAAAUGAAGAUGCUGCAAUUUCAGAUGUGGAGCGAAAAAGAGAAAGCGUUACACCCUGGGCAUCAUUUAAAAAGAUGGUGACGCCCAAGAAACGUGCCAGAAGGCCUUCUGAAAGUGAUAAAGAAGAAGAAAUUGACAAGACACAGAGCUCUGCAGUGUCUGCAACCUAUAGUGCUACUGACGAAAAUCGUGGAGAAGUAAAAGACAAUGCAGUGGACCAGAAAGCAGAGAAAGCCACAGAGGAGCCCAAGAGAAAGGUUGACACCUCUGUGUCCUGGGAAGCGUUUAUAUGCGUCGGUUCUUCCAAGAAACGAGCUAGAAAAUCAUCAUCCUCUGAUGAAGAAACUGAGUCUAAGCUUGGUCACAAAAGCCAGCAGAUGGAAGAUUCUGGGCAGAGCAAAGAAAGGGCAGCAGAUGCAGUUCUUACUAGCUCUCAGGAGAGCGAUCAAGGACAAGGGAGUUCUUCACCAGAACCAGCUGGAAGCCCAUCUGAAGGUGAAGGUAUUUCAACUUGGGAGUCAUUUAAACGGUUAGUCACUCCGAGAAGGAGAUCCAGAAGCAAAAUGGAAGUGAGAACUGAAGACUCGGUUGUGGGAUCUAGCCUGGAGCAUUCAACAUCAGAUGGUGAGCAUGGAAAAGAUGAGUCAUGGGUUCCAUUUCGAAAACUGAUUCCUGGGCGCAGGAAGAAGAAUUCAGAUGGAAAAGCAGAACCAACUCUUAAACAAGCAAGAGAAGAUGUGGCAGAAGCAACUGAAGAAGAUUCAGAUAUUCCAGCUGUUGUCCCUUUAUCUGAAUACGAAGCAGCAGAGCAGGAGAAAAUAGAAGCCCAACAAGCAAAAGAUGCUGAAGCAACAAGAGAACAAACUUCAGAGGAGGAGAAAGGCCAGAAAUCAGGGCAGACCCUGGGAACUGAGCAAGCACCUGAAGGGCUGGUCCAUGCAGUUGCUGUUAGCAUUGUGGAAGGGGAAAGGGCAGUUACUAGCAUGGAAGAAAGAUCACCAUCUUGGAUAUCUGCUGCUCUGACAGAGUGCAUUGAGCAGACAAAGGAAGAGAAAGAAAGUGAGAGAAAACCUGAAUUGGAUGUUCCUGUGGAAGAAGCAGUGGUAGCUGCCAAGGCAGUGCCAGACCCAAGAAAGGAUGUAAGUGAUGACUCCACAGCAAGUGAGCCAGAGCCAACCUUGGAAGCAGUGACAGCUCUGGAGGAGACGGGAGAAGCUUCCUGCGCUGAAGAAACAAUGGAAGCAUCCCUUGCUGAGGAGACAACUGAGAUGGUCUCUGCUGUUUCACAGUUGUUAGAAACCCCAGCUACUACGGAGGAAGUUACGCCUGUACAAGAAGCAGAGGCUGCUGAACAAAACUUGCAAGAAUUGGACAAACAGACACAGAAAGUUCUUUAUGAAGUUGCUGAAAGAGUCAAGUCAGCAGACACAGCACAGCUGGUUGGUGAAAGAACUGUGACAGCAAGUCAGAUUACAGCAGUACAAGGAAUUGAGUCAGAGGUGAAAGAUGAUGCUACAAACAGGAAUUUUGCAAGCCAGGAACCUAUUUUGCUUGGACAGUGCUUGGAAAAUGGAGAGAACAAGGAGGACAGCCUCCAGCCCAAGAGAAGUGGAGAGAGCACUCCAAGCCAAAACAGAGUUGAAGAGAGUGUUCAACACCAAGGUUCUGAGAGAAGUGAAAUGUCUGCUAUAGUGCAAGACAGCAGCAAAGGACACAGAAAUACAGAUGUAUGGAGAGAUGAGAGCCAGCAGCAGCCAUGUGAAAAAGUAGCUGCAGGAGACCGUGAAGCAGUAUCUGAAGUGCAGGAGUCAGCAGAGGAACUUUCAUCACAUAACAGGACAUUCCAGAGCAUCCAAGUAGUCACUGCCAAGGAAGAGCUCUUUGCACAGCAGGAACCUUCAGAAGAAGAGAAACUGCCCAUAAUGGAGUUGACAGUAGGCAAGGGAAGAGGUGAAUGUAUUCCAGAAGUACAGGCUGCAGUUUGCUUCAAUUAUCCACAGGUACAGGACAAGACAGAGGGUGAAAUCCCUUCCUUGGGUCUUACAGCUGAAGAGCCUGUGCAGCUGGAAGGAGAGGGCAAAACCCUCACUAUGGGACCAGAGCACACAGAAGCAGUUGUCACUGUGGUCCUUGUCAAACCUGAAAGACAAGAUGGAAUUCCUGACUUAGAAGAGCAAGCUUGUACUGAAGGAGCUCCUAACGGGGAACCUGCCUUCAGAGAAGAAGAGGAAGCUGAUGACAGCAUCUUAGUCCUUGGAGUAAAAAACACAGAAGUCACUGUUACUGAGGUUCCAUUGCAGAAUGAGGUCCAAAUCUCUGCCCUUCCUUCAGAAACCAUUGCCUCAGAAGCAGCUGCAAAUGCUGAGCAGAGUGCGAGGGAUGGAGCUGGUGUACGCAUUACAACAAAAGAUUCUGAGCGCCUCCUAGAGCCACAAUGCAAAGAAAAAACAACAGAAACCCACUCCCAGAGUGAUGAAACCCAAGGUGGUAAAAUGGAAGAUGCUAGUCUCAAGACUGAAACACACUUGGAGAGUGAUACCACUGCCACUGAGGCUCCCAUGCAGAUAGAACCAGACAACAUAUCUAAUUUAGCAUCAGGAUGCCCAGAUAUCGCUGAAAAUGGAAGCACUGUCUUCACUCACAGAAGUGCUAAGGAAUGUGAAAUAGCAAGCAGCUUAGGUGAAGAAGAGACUGUGGAACGAGAACAAGAAGCUGCAGAAACCUCCAACCAUCAAGACUUUGAGAAGGAAGAUAACAAAAAUGAGCAGUUGAUGGAAAGAGCCAGAGAAGUGUUUGAGUCUGGCAAAUGGGAAGCUGUGGGAAGUGAUGAAUUUUCAGCUGCUGUCCAGCAAGAGGUUUCAGCUGCACAAGAGAAAGUCUCUGCCUCAGCCUCUCCUCAAGAAGAAAGCUUGGAGGCUCUGGAAGUGCCUGUAGCAGCUGCAGCAGGUGAAGAGCAUGUCAUGUCAGGAAUGGUAACACACACAGAUAUGACAGCCAAAACCAUGCAGCCCUGGGCACCCACAGAACAGAUGGCUUCUGAAGAGCUCUCCAUUACUGCUGUUGACUCUUCAGGCUGUGACACCACAAAGCUUCUUAGUAGCAUAGCACCUGAGGCUCAAGUAACUCCUGCUUCCAUGAAUGGAGUACCAGAGGAGCAAGAGGGGCCUCAGAGUACAGAGCAACCCAAAGAAAAUGGUAUUCUUCUAAGCGACAGCCAUGCAGGAUUUGAGAAGGACGUGGUUCAGUCCCAGAGUACGAGAAUCGUGCUGAACGCCAUCCAGACGGCUGUUCACAAGCUUGCCGAAACGGAAUCGGCUGCCUUUGAGUCAGAGCAGCACAUUAAGGCCAUAGAGGAAGUCCCAUCAGACACAGAUAAACCUGAACUCCCGGGGAGUAUGCAGGCAGAUCAUCCCCUGCCGGUGAAAGAGGAAGAGGUACAGAGUAAAGAGCAAGAGGCCCAGCAGCCUGGAGCAGUGACAACUGCUGCCUUGGCAGCGUCUGCAGAAACUCAUGGAAGUGUAGGAAAGCCAAGAGAGAUGGUGUUAACUUCUGAGAUGCUGAAAGAUGGACCAAGCCAGCUUUCUGUAGCCGUGGCGAGUAGCCCUGAGGACGUCUCGAAGGAAAGCGUGAGGCUUCAGAACUCAACGCUAGAACUGCGCACUGCAGGAAAUUCAACCAAAGAGCCCCUGGCCAUACACUCACCAGAACUACAGGAAAAGGAAGCUGGGCAGGUUGUGGAAGCUGCAGGCCAGUGUGCAGGUCAGCAGACAGAGAGAGAGAGAGAGGAUGAACGACAUCAGCUGCCAGUGGAAGAUGGGAAAACACAGACGUGGGAGGAUGAUCCUUGCCAAGCAGGAGCACCUUGUGAUAGUCCACAAAGUCAGAGCCAGGCUUCUGGGGCCUUACAUAUGUACUAAGCACCCAGGUGAGACGUGGAGAGAUGCCAGUCCUAGAGAACAACUGACAAUCCUGUGACAGAGCCAGGUGCUUUAUUCACUACCCUUUGUUCUUGGAUGUCAACACCUGUUCUUUUCAAGACUUCCCUUUUUUGUUAGUUCUUUUAAAUAAACAAUGCCUUUAAUGUUGGCUAAUAUCCAUAUGAGUGUUCCAUUCAAAGGCCAUCUGCCUCUGCCCAAAACAGACCGUUGAGACUGGAAUGCACUCCACUAACAUUUUGGACAUCCUUAUUACUGUCCCCUCACUUAACGUGUGUCCUGCCUGCACCGCACCGGUCUCCUGGAAUUCUUCCACUCAUCGCUGAAUCUCCCUUUCUUUCUGCAGUCUUUCUUACCCCCAUCAACUUCUAUGGCUGCCUUGAUUUCACCUACCAAGUGGCUGUAGCUGCUGCUUGACUUGGGUGUGAGGUAGAAAGGCUGACUGAUGAGAACACAUGAGACUUCUGACCCUGUAGCAGAUGUGUCUUUACCAAACAGCGGGAACUGGAUCAGGCACCAGUUCUUGAGCAAGAUGCUCAGGAUUGCUGCCUUCCAGUCUCCUUCAGGCAUCUCUAUCCAUCCUUUAGUUGUGUUUGUGCAGGUCUCAUUUACUCAGAAAUUACUUCUACAGCAUAGCUUCAAAGGAGGUUGAGAAUACUCUUCUGUUGUUUCAGACUUUAGGUCUUGGGACUGGACUGUGAUGUGUUGAAUAUUCCUAUGUAUGUCUUAACACAGUUCUGAUUUUAAUAUAGAGCUAUGAUACUUAAUGUGUUAUUUAGGCAUACCCUUAAAUUAAUUUGGUAGAGAACAAACUGAUACCAUUUGAGCAGAAAUUCUUGAGACAUAGUUUCCUAUUUAUUGUUCCAGGUUUCUCCUCCUUGUAAAAUCACUCCAAAACUUGGCUGUCUUACUUUGAACAUUUAUAUGCACAUCCUAAACCCAGUUUCGACUUAAAUGUAGACCUUCUAAAGACUAAAGGAGAGACCCGACCUGUGUUGGAUCCACCAAUCCCUUCUACUUACAGUCCUCCCUGGUUUCUGAGAACCCUCCAGACUUGCCAUUUCCCUGUCAUCUGGCUCAUGUAGCAGCCCUGGUGGUACUACAGCCCUCAAAUCGCACCCAUCUCAUAGAGUCAUAGAAUAGUUUGUGUUGAAAGGGACCUCUGCUCAUUUCUAGUCCCCAUGCAACCCCAAGCCUUUCCCCACACCAACACUAACAUCCUUCCUGCAUACAAACUUCCACCUUUCUCAAGCCCUGACAGUGCCUCUUUCCUGACACAGCAUCUGCUGAAAUCCUCCCAAAUCCUAUCAAUUCCCUGGCUUCACUGAUGGGAGGAGUAAGGAGGAGGGUACAGGCUUGGUGAUGAAUUCUGCCUCGGAUUGCAAAAAGCUGUUAAGACCUGUAGAUCUGUAGACCAGAAUGAGCAGGGCAAUUUGAAGGUAUGAAGAAGCCCCAAGAUCAAGAGUCCUGGCAUGCCUGCCCCCAACAGGAGUUGCUCUUUUGCUGUUUACAUUAAAAUUGAACUCGGUGUACAAGUCAGUACAUUCAGCUCUGAUUUCUGCAGUGAAGGUUACAGAUCACACUUUGUGAAACCCAGUCCCAUCAAGCGGAACAACAGCUCAGUAUCCUACCUGCAUAGUAAUUCAUUUUAAAAUCAACUUUUAGUAUAAAAUGCUUGUUGUGGCAGGUGCUUGCCACUCAAGGCUGCACAUACAGCAAGCAAUGUGACUGGAGCAAUUGCAUCAGCUGGUGCUACCCCACGUGGAAGCAUCAAAAGAGUUUUCCUUACCUCAGAGGAAAUGACAUAAAUAUUUAAAGCCAAACAGUGUGGUUUCAAAUAAUCCAGGCUAUCUCUGUCCAGCAUUACUGGCAACUUCCCCUGUUAGCUUUGGCCAAUUCCAACAACUUGGGUUGAGUUGGCUUGCAAGUUAAUCAUGCUCUUAAUAACACCUUGCAAGUGCAAACUUGGCUGAACUUGUACAAAUUGUGUACCUAUGUACAUUAAGCCAUAUUGCAAUAACUGCAGCAGGUAAAAUGAAGUAACAACAGCAUGACCUGAGUGAUCUUGAUUCUUAGAUUUGUAGCUCCAAAGCUGUUGAUAAUAUGUAAAGUUAAUUCUUGUUUGAAGCUCAUUUAAAUAAAGCUAGCUUUACCACGGUGUAAAUUGUCUGCUGGUAGUAAUUGGGACAGGCAAGUGCUUUAACUUGUCUGCUUUCUCCAUUCACCCAGGGCUUAGGUAAGCAAUGUAGCAGAUUUAAACACAAACCAAAAGAAACAGCUUCUUAGAGUCGACUCCUUAAAGAAUACUGCUCCCAAACCCACGCAAAUGGUGCAAGGAGCAUGCCUUCACGUGAAGAAUGUACUUUGGCCUCUGAAACUCCCUUUUGAGACUGUGAAUUCUGGCUUAUGCUUAACAGCUUGAAGCUUUCUCUGAUCCAAUGUGUUGGGUCACCCAACUGAAUUUUGUGUUUUUAAGGUAGAUUUUAAUUGGUUAAAUAAAAUGCAACUACAGCUUUGUUCUAA